AUGGCUCCACUGACCUGCCCAGCUCCUGUGGAAGUCACAUACAGGAACAUGAGAUUUCUUAUUACACACAGUCCAACCAGUGCAACCUUAAGCAAAUUCAUAGAGGACCUUAAGAAGUACGGAGUUACGACAAUAGUAAGAGUGUGUGAAGCAACUUAUGACACUGCUCUGGUGGAGAAAGAAGGCAUCCAGGUUUUGGAUUGGCCCUUUGAUGAUGGUUCAUCACCCUCUAACCAGAUCGUGGAUGACUGGUUAAGUCUUUUAAACAUUAAAUUUCGGGAAGAACCUGGUUGUUGCAUUGCUGUUCACUGUGUUGCAGGUCUUGGGAGAACUCCAGUGCUUGUCGCUCUGGCAUUAAUGGAAGGUGGAAUGAAAAAUGAAGAGGCGGUCCAGUUUAUAAGACAAAAGCGGCGUGGAGCUUUUAACAGCAAGCAACUUUUAUAUUUGGAGAAAUAUCAUUCUAAAAUGCGGCUGCGCUUCAAAGACUCCAGUGGCCAUAGAAACAACUGUUGCAUUCAAUAA
Molecule: messenger RNA, 522 nt
Organism: Dama dama (fallow deer)
Lineage: Eukaryota; Metazoa; Chordata; Mammalia; Artiodactyla; Cervidae
Product: protein tyrosine phosphatase type IVA 1-like
Exons: 1
Coding region: 1-522 (173 amino acids)
Biological process (GO): protein dephosphorylation
Cellular component (GO): nucleus
Molecular function (GO): protein tyrosine/serine/threonine phosphatase activity
Source: RefSeq, a predicted model, not a curated record